AUGGUGUUGCCUCCUGGCCUCCAUUCUUCUCAUUCUCAUAAGGUUUGCAAGCUUCAAAAGUCCCUUUACGAGCUUAAACAAGCUAGCCGCCAAUGGUUCUCAAAACUCACCUCUGCCUUGCUCGCAUUGGGUUAUGUUAAGUCCUCUUCUGAUUAUUCUCUUUUCAUCAAGCACCAUGACAGUUCCAUCACUGUCUUGCUGGUCUAUGUUGACAAUAUAACUUUAGCAGGCAAUAAUCUUGGUGAAAUUGAUCAUGUAAAGAGGUAUUUGGAUGCUGCUUUCAAGAUAAAGGACUUAAGCGAUUUAAAAUUUUUCCUUGGCUUAGAAGUCGCUCGUACAGCUGCUGGUAUUGCAUUAUGUCAACAUAAAUAUGCUCUUGAUAUCUUAUCUGAUGCAGGGUUCUUGGAUUCUAAACCUGCCAAGUCUCCGAUGGAUUGCUCCUCUAAGCUUAGUCAAUCUCAUGGUGACACCUUGCAUGAUGCUUCUUCCUAUCAUCGACUGAUUGGCUGUUUACUUUACCUUACUUCUACUCGUCCUGACAUCUUUUUUGUCGUCCAACAAUUGAGCCAAUACUUAAACAAGCCUACCUCUCAGCACCUUCAAGCAGCCCAUCGAGUUCUUUGCUACAUCAAAGGUUGUCCAGCUUAUGGUCUUUUUUUUCCUGCUAGAUCCUCUUUAGCUCUUCAAGCCUUUAGCGAUUCUGAUUGGGCAAGAUGCAUUGACACAAGGCACUCGGUGACUGGUUUCUGUGUCUUUCUUGGAUCAUCCUUGAUCAACAGGAAGGCUAAGAAGCAGCCUACUGUAUCACGUUCCUCUUCAAAAGUUGAGUAUCGUGCUCUCGCUUCCACAGCUUGUGAGUUACAGUGGCUGCGUUAUCUUCUUCAAGAUCUCCAUGUUGAUCACCCUCAAUUUGCUUUGAUUUUUUGUGACAAUAAAUCGGCUCUCCAGAUUGCUGCCAAUCCGACAUUUCAUGAACGCACAAAGCAUAUUGAAAUAGAUUGCCAUCUGGUUCGUGAGAAAGUGCACAAUGGUCUCCUUCACCUCAUGCCUUAUUCCUCAACUGAUCAGCUAGUUGAUGUUUUUACGAAGCCGCUUGCUGUCGCUCCUUUUCAUGCAAUUAUUUCCAAGCUAGUUAGUUAA
This is a messenger RNA of Pistacia vera, 1140 nucleotides long. RefSeq lists its product as uncharacterized. The transcript has 2 exons. Bases 1 to 1140 code for a protein of 379 amino acids. NCBI's taxonomy places the organism in Eukaryota, Viridiplantae, Streptophyta, Magnoliopsida, Sapindales, Anacardiaceae. The record is from RefSeq and is a predicted model, not a curated record.